CCAUUUUAUACUUUGCGCUUCUCACUUUAUUCUGUUUUUUGCACUUUUCUCUCUCUAAUUACCAAUUCUCCUUCGAUCCUUUUAAAGAAAGGAUGUCGACAAUGACCCGAAGACCAAUCUAAACGAGAACCCCACCCGAUUUCGACCCAUUCAAAUAAGCUAUACCUACUUACCUUAUAUGUCGCAUCCAUUGCAGCAUACCUGAGAUCAUGGCCAGUCGUCGAGUCGCGUUGAACCAGACAUCCCUCAUAUGCCGCUCUCUCAAUUCCACAAGACCGGCCCUUCGUCAAUGGCCUAGAUUUAUUGGUACGUCAGGGAGAGAUGAUGUGGCCGGACGUAGACGUGGAGGUGCUGGAAGAUUCUUUGCUGGUUUGUUGGUAGCCUUUGCGGCUGGAGGAGGAGUUGUAUUAUACAACUCCCUAACCCAACCACCUCCGAAGCCGCGUGAAGCAACUAUAGAGUAUGAGAAGGCCCGACCAAUUGCCGAGUCCAAGGAAGACAACCGGGAUAUAAUCAGCAGUCAGCAUCUCCAAGUGAAGAAGAGUUGGGAGCAUCCGGGUGUCUAUGCCUGGGGUGCUAACUCAGGCGGAGUAGCAGCGCCCGACUCAACAGAUCAAUCUGUGAAAACACCUCGGAGGAUGCCUUAUUUCGACGGCCAACUUUUACGGGACAUGAAGCUGGAUCGUGACUUUGGAGCCGCCGUGACCGAGAAAGGCGAUCUGGUUCAGUGGGGCGCUGCAUUCUCCGAGGACCGGAAGCCAGUCGAAACAUUGAAAGGGAAAGACUUAAUAAAACUUGAAAUAUCACGAGAUCGUAUCAUUGCCCUUGGAAGGAGUGGGUCUGUUUACUCGGUACCCGUGGCGAAAUCAGAUCAGAGCGCCGGCGAGAAAACUCACCAAUCCUCUUGGCUUUCAUUCUGGUCUCAGCCAGAGAGGAUUACCUACCGACAGCUCAAGCCGCGAAACCUCGGAUGGGAUGAAAGAAUCGUAGAUAUCUCUAGUGGCUUAGAUCAUGCUCUGCUUCUCACAUCACGGGGGCGGGUAUUUUCCGCUGCUUCUAGUACAUCAAACUUCCCUUCUCUCGGCCAGAUGGGUAUACCCGGUCUGACCUGGACCACACGACCCAAAGGGCCGUAUGACGAACCCCAGGAAAUUCUUGGAUUAAAGGGAUUCAAAAUUGCGAAAGUCGCUGCUGGUGACUAUCAUUCUCUAGCGCUCGAUACCGAUGGGCGCGUCUUCGUAUUUGGUGACAACACCUCAGGCCAACUAGGCUUUGAAGUAGAGCCUCAGAUCCCAUACGUUGACGGUCCGAUACCACUACCCUUUAACAAGAUCUAUAGCGGCUCGGGUCUGCAGCCGCGGGUAACAUCGAUCGCUGCUGGUGGUGCAAAUUCAUUCUUUACAGUAGAUGCGAAACGGAUUGCAGGCUUGAAAGAGGACGCCGACUCUAUUAAAGACUUGGGUCGAAUAACGGCAGAUGCUUGGGCAUGCGGCUCGGGUAUCUGGGGCAGCUUAGGGACGGGCAAAUGGACGCACGUCUCCCUUGGCCCUACGAAGAUCAAGCCGCUCUCGGGGUUAUAUGAGUGGGAUGAAAAUACGAAUUCGGUUAUCCCAAUACGCCUAGCUCGGUUAAGCGUUGGAAGCUCUCAUGCUGCAGCUGUAAUGGACAAUGUGACAUCCGUUGAUAUAUCAAGCGCGAAUACGGAUAACGAGACGAAUUGGGGUGCGGAUAUAUUGUUCUGGGGUGGAAACGAGCACUACCAACUAGGCACCGGCAAGCGGAAUAACAUACCCAUACCGACCUAUAUUGACCCUCUGGAUGGCGGAGAAGGCGACGAAGCGAAGGGACGGAGAGGCGAGCACCAUCGGUUUCAAAUUACGCCUAGGACGACAGUAAGGCUCGGGGAGGGCGGCAAGGGAAGAAAAGUCAGUGUAGAACAGCGAGUAGAGUGCGGUCGCUUCGUAACCGCCGUUUACUCCGGGACAUAAAAGUUAUUUGGACGGAUUUCUGUGGAUUUACCGCUGUAUGUAUAUCAACGCCUGGUCGGAUAGAGUGGGAGGUGGGCUUGGGUCUUGGACUAAAGAUGCUCAGUAGAGCAUAGGGUCCUCCGCUCAUUCGGACCUAUAUAGAUACCCCCUUCUCAAUCUACUGUAUAAAUGCACGUGUAGUCAUAGCUAACAUCCAUUGUAUAGCUUCCUCGGCACAAAUUGCUACGCCGAGUCUGACUCUCCCAAAACCGCGUGCUGUGUGAUUGACCACUCGGGUUGAACUUGGGCCGAAUGCGCUACUAUUAUGAAAUAUCUCUAGGUGUGUUUUCCGUCUCUAGGUCAUCAUACAUAUAUGUCGCGAUGCUCCUGCUAAACGAAUGUCACUGUAGUCUUAAAUCAGUGCUAU
This is a messenger RNA of Annulohypoxylon truncatum, 2394 nucleotides long. Its product is annotated as RCC1/BLIP-II. Bases 210 to 1988 code for a protein of 592 amino acids. Lineage: Eukaryota; Fungi; Ascomycota; Sordariomycetes; Xylariales; Hypoxylaceae. Gene Ontology annotation, biological process: mitochondrial respiratory chain complex III assembly. The transcript has a single exon. The record is from RefSeq and is a predicted model, not a curated record. Gene Ontology annotation, cellular component: mitochondrial inner membrane.